AUGUGGAAGACCAAGUUUUCUCAUGAACCAACUCCCAUCGCCCACAAACCUGCUAAAUUUCAGAACAGCGGAACCAGCAAGAAAGUUCCAACGUGCAACAGUUCCGCCAGGGACAAUUUAACGAAAGAAAUAUUAAAGGGUUUACGCAUGGUGCUUCAGGAAACAAAUAAUAUCCCUACUGCAUGUGAUCCGGUGAGAGUUGCUGCUUCUUUGGAGUCUGAAUUGUUUCUCAAGUGGGGAGUCUUGAGUAAUGGAAACCGUAAUAAAUACAAUUCAGUCUUGUCCAAACUCAAAGAUCCGAAGAACUCAGAUUUUCGGACAAGCAUUCUGAUCGGGGAAAUUAGUCCUGAGAGAGUAGUUUUCUUGAGCACGCUUGAGAUAGCCGGUGAUCUCCGGGAAGCCCGCCAUCGAGCUCAAGUACUGAAGAAGGAUCAUCUCUUUCAAUUCGACUUCUGA
This is a messenger RNA of Mercurialis annua (annual mercury), 456 nucleotides long. Its product is annotated as transcription elongation factor TFIIS-like. Gene Ontology annotation, biological process: DNA-templated transcription. The coding region runs from base 1 to 456 and encodes 151 amino acids. Gene Ontology annotation, cellular component: nucleus. The record is from RefSeq and is a predicted model, not a curated record. Lineage: Eukaryota; Viridiplantae; Streptophyta; Magnoliopsida; Malpighiales; Euphorbiaceae. The transcript has a single exon.